Messenger RNA from Odontomachus brunneus, 1069 nucleotides. RefSeq lists its product as uncharacterized. Bases 160 to 657 code for a protein of 165 amino acids. The transcript has 6 exons. Lineage: Eukaryota; Metazoa; Arthropoda; Insecta; Hymenoptera; Formicidae. The record is from RefSeq and is a predicted model, not a curated record.
GCCCGUCCGAGACGCGCAUCCUUCCUGCGGGAGUCGUCAGAAUCUUCGGCAGUCACUCACGGGUCGGCCGCGAUCGAGAAUGCUACGUCGCGGUUGGCAGUUUCUCAUACGCAGUAGUAACUCUUACGCUCGUGUUUGAGGUGCUACGAUUUUCUCGAGAUGAUGCCGAAAAGGAGUCAUACUGGGCAGAUCGGAGGUGUUUUCUUUAAUGCUUUUCUCGUUGGAGUGAUCACAUUGUUGAUCUAUCAAAAUAUCGCAAAAGCGGAAGAGGUACCAGCGUUUUUUCUGAAGAUCGCGAAGAUACCAACGGUACCUCGAGUAGGACGAAGCGGCAAAUUUGAAGAUUUCUUUUACAAAGCCGAGAAGCACAUACCACGAAUUGGCAGAAAUAUAUAUAGUCAGUCAAACGAUCCUCUACCAUCGCAAAAUGAGCAGGAAACUUAUUCUGAUUUGACGAAAAGACGAAUCGAUUAUUCUACGAAAGUAGCACAAGACUCAUGGUCUUGGCAGAACUUCCCUCUUGCCAUAGAGGGUCCUAAGGAAUUAUGGCGAACAUUAUCUUUAUAUGCCAGAGACGACACUGAUGACAUCGAUAACGAGGUGUGGCACAGAAAGAAGAGAACUGGACCUAGACCAGUGAUUACGCAAACCAACUAGCAUGAACACAAGAAUCUUUCAUGACUUUGGGAACGUCAAAUACAGAACAUUAUACGGCCAUCGCAGCUAUGGUGACGGGUUAUAACCAAGAAUAAUAAAUACAUACAACUGAAGUGUAUAAUAAAUAUAUAAUAGAAGUGUGAUUUCACUUUCAUCCUCCUCUAACUUCUUCAAGUUGAAUCUGUAUAAUUCUUAUCAGUAAACGAUCAAUGUUCUGCGUUGUCAUAAUUUAUUUUUCUCAGAAAUAUUGUACAAUAUGUUGAUAAAUAUUCAAGAUUCUCGUAGAAAUAACAAUUUAGAGUAUAGAUUCGUAAUAUACAUCAUAUUAUAAUAAUUUUAUUGACUGUCUUCUUCAAUAUAUGUGUGUGUGGAUAUUUAUCUGAUAAUAAUAAAAUUUAAAAAAUUUGACUAA